AUGAUUGUGUAUGAAAAUUUUAGGCAGUUUUUUUAUGGUAUAAUUAAGCGAGAUCAUGUGCUCAUUAUAGCAAAUGUCGAUGCUGAUGCUGUCUGCGCUACACAAAUAUUGUUGGAUUUAUUUGCGGCAGAUGAUGUCGCUUAUACGCUGGUGCCAGUAGAUGGAUGGGAAGGUCUUCGGACAGCACUUAUAGAACAUGGAGAACAGGCACAUUCUGUUGUGCUCUUGAACUGUGGUGCUACAGAACCAUUGAUUCCGUAUCUUCGAUCUGGUAUGACAUUAUACGUGAUUGAUUCCAGACGACCAUUGGAUUUAUCAAAUGUUUAUUAUGAGGAUAAUAUCCGUCUAAUUGUGAGUAGGGAUGAAUGGGAGCAGCUAGACAUUCCAAACAUCUGUGAUGUCGAAGUCUCAGAUAGUUCAUCUUCUGAAGAAAGUGGAGAUGAAGAUGAAGCUGGGAUGGAUGGAAGUAAUGAGAGGGAUAUUUUCGAAAGGACAGAGCAGUUGGACGACGAUGAAGUUAGUGAAAGUCGAACAUCGGUAAGUGAGCAGUUAGAAAUUGCAAGAAGUUCAAGUGAUGGGGAAGAUGAAAUGGAAAAAAGUGAUGUUGAUGAUGAUGCGGAGCAAACUGAUGAUGCCGAAGAAUUAGAAGACUCUACUAAUAGGCGCAGAAGGAGGGUCAGUGAUGUUGCCGAUUCUGUUGGGAGACGAGAAGCGAAGCGGCGACGACGGAUGGAACUUAAAAGACAUCGCGAGGAUGUUUUAUGGAAAUACCACGAGAAUUCGUGGUAUAGUCCGUCGAGUGCUGUGCUGAUGUUGGAAGUAGCACAUUCCGUUGGUCGAACUACAGUCGAAAUGAUGUGGGCAGCAGUAGUUGGAAUAAGUAGUCAGCUUGUAGAGUAUUUAAUAAGUCAUGAUUGCUAUACGACCGUAUGCUUCGACCGUUUAAGAGCAUUCAGGAUGAAAUUUUGUCCAGAUGGAUCGGAUAUUGUACGAGGUGAUGACAUCCUUCGGCUGAAGUUCGAUGAUGAGAUCAUGUUGCCGUUAUAUGCACAUUGGUCAUUAUAUACAAGCAUGGUGCAUAACGAUUUUUUCUUUUGUUUAACGCAAAUGUGGCAACAAAGUGGUGCUCUUAUAAUGAAGGCAUUGCUGGCUGAGCUUGAGAUAACACUGGAAGAAAGUCAUCAAGUGUACAGUGCGCUAACAUCGGAAAGGAAAGAUGCCAUAUUUCGUCACAUAUAUAAGCACAUGGAUGAUGAAUUUGCAUCUUUUGCAGCUCACAUCGGAUAUAGCAGCAGGUACAAUUCAUGUGAUUUUGCGCGGGCCAUUGCGGGACGUAUAAGUUAUGGAAUUGUCGAAGUUGAAUCGCCCUACGAUCGUUUUAUUGGUGCACAAGAAAUCUUGCAGAAAUUCAUAGACGGAGGGGAUAAGACACCACUGUCAAAAGCAAUUGAAUCAUACAAAAGUUGUUUGACCAGUCUUGUAAAUCUCGUUUUUAUGUCAAUCAGUCAAAGCCUUAUUGUUUCUGUUGGAUCUUUCUAUCUUCUCUGCCUUCCUCAGGAAGAUGAAGCUCGUAUUUUACAUUGCAGACAUUUUCUUUAUAUAUUUGUUCAUUAUGUUCUUCGAGCAUUCACUGUUUCAAGUCAUUCAAAAAAUCGUGCUAAUCGACCAUUAUUUGUUGCUGUACCUAUGAGUGGUGAAAAUACUGGUUGGUUUCUGAUAACUGGUUCUAUGCCAGCAAAUACCGAUUAUGAAGACAGCAAUCAGAAAAGUUUUAUUGGACGUGCAAUGCAAAAAGUUGUAGAAAAUUUUAUACGUGAUGGAGCUCGACGAGAUUUUUUCGAUUCUGCAAUGGUGUUGAUUCGUUCUGAUCAAAAGGCCAGAUUUUUUGAUGGCCUUCAAGCAACAUUGGAAAUUGAAUGA
Molecule: messenger RNA, 1920 nt
Organism: Brugia malayi
Lineage: Eukaryota; Metazoa; Nematoda; Chromadorea; Rhabditida; Onchocercidae
Gene: Bma-evl-18
Exons: 14
Coding region: 1-1920 (639 amino acids)
Biological process (GO): DNA replication initiation; mitotic DNA replication preinitiation complex assembly; double-strand break repair via break-induced replication
Cellular component (GO): DNA replication preinitiation complex
Molecular function (GO): DNA replication origin binding; chromatin binding; single-stranded DNA binding
Source: RefSeq, a predicted model, not a curated record